AUGAAUGCGCCAACAGCCAAACGACCUCGUCAUUCGGACGACUACGACGGCGCGCCAUCGCUCACCGCCAACCGCAGCAGCUUUUACGACAAUGUUCCGCGCACAUCCAUGACUCGGAUCCCGUCGGCUCAGCAGACUGCUUCGAGCUCAGCCAUGCCUGCUCCUAACCUUCCCUCUCAUCUCAACGGCGCCAACGGCAGUGGCACUUCCAAGACUUCUCCUCAUCUCUCCGCUCGGCGACUCGCAGGCUACCUCAGCUCGGACAACGAAGAGAUGGCACCGGCGAAAUCGUCCUCCACCACGGGCGUUCGAGGCCGGGGUCGGGGUCGGGGACGAGGACGAGGUGGUGCACGCACGACAACUCGUCGAUCGCGCGAAGACGACGACGCGCCUAAUCCGCUCACCUUUCAAUGUCGCUCGUGCUUUCGACUGCUAGGUGACUCCUUUGCCUUCGUAGCCACCGAUACCGAGCUCGGCUACGUCAUCCUCUCGGACGUCAGCGAGAUCGUUACCCAAGAUACUGUCUACGAAACCAGCACGGAGCCGGGGAAGGACAUCGGAUCGACCUUUGCCCGUCUCCGCUGUGCAGGGUGCAACACGACGAUCGGGAGGAAUUACAGAACGACCCCGAGAGAUCUGGACGACCUCAGGGACUGUUUUUCGCUGGAAGUGGAUGCGGUGUAUACAUAUCAGCUCGGGUCGAACUAUACGCGACAGACCGAGCCGCCCGAAGAAGAGGCGGAGGAAGGAAAAACGCAAAAGGCGUCGAGACAGAUCGUCGAUACCGCUGGUGGAGGGGAGGAUGCACAGGCGCUGAGGGAGAAGAUGGAGAAGACGCGCGCGUUGACGAUCGAGUUGAGCGACCGGUUGAUUCGUGCAGAGGAGGACAUUCGGCGAUACAGCGCCCUGGUUGAUCAGCUGGUCGCGUCCAAGCAGGAGUCGACAGAAGCGCCGGAAGAGAAGGAAGGUGAGGGGGAUGCAGCAGUGGCCACCUCGGAAGCGCCAGGAACCCCACCACUGGACCAAACAGACGUGCCAGAAGCAACAGAGACAAAGGAGCCAGAACCCGAAUCGACAGCAGCGCAAGAGACGGAAGUGGUGGUAGAGCUGGAAGCCCAGCCGUCCCAACCCGCGACGCCAGCGAGGGAGAAGCGCGUCAGCCGAUCGAGCAAAGCUGCCGACUCGGCGGUCACCAGUGGAUCAUCGUUGACGACGACUACGUCGACCAGGAGCAGCAGGAGGAGCGGCUUGAGUCCCGCGAGGUUUCUAUGA
This is a messenger RNA of Kalmanozyma brasiliensis GHG001, 1272 nucleotides long. Its product is annotated as Yippee/Mis18. The coding region runs from base 1 to 1272 and encodes 423 amino acids. Gene Ontology annotation, biological process: CENP-A containing chromatin assembly; chromosome segregation. Lineage: Eukaryota; Fungi; Basidiomycota; Ustilaginomycetes; Ustilaginales. The transcript has a single exon. Gene Ontology annotation, cellular component: chromosome, centromeric region; nucleus; chromatin. The record is from RefSeq and is a predicted model, not a curated record.